AUGCAUAUCUCUAAGGCAAUUGGUAUGGGCUCCGUGGCUCUUGUUUCUUUUAUGCAAGUCUGCCCUGCUCCUUGGGAAGCCAUUGCCCCUCUUAUAGGUGGUGUCAUCUCCGGUUCAAUUGCUGGAGGCCUGAGCAAAAGUCGCCGGGAUUUCACAAACUUCCCCAACGACCUUGGAGACCUUACUGCGCGAGACCUGCCCCCAGGUGUCUCUCAAGCCGCUUUCGACCAGUGCAAGUCGGAGAUCAAUGCCCAAGGGCCUGGCAGCCCGGUCAAGGUGUACAGCACCGGUGCCGACUCCGCUCGAGCCGAUAAUGUCCCUGCCGCUUGUAUGGACCUUGCUACAGUUGUCCUCGGUACGCCAUCCCAGGAUGGCGGCCCAGUUCCCACUCCUAUGGGUAGCUCGAGUCUUGAGUACACUGGGCUCUCCGCCCAGGACAAAACUGAUCUGCAGAGUGCUCUUUCUGGAAAGCAGUAA
Messenger RNA from Penicillium waksmanii, 477 nucleotides. RefSeq lists its product as uncharacterized. Lineage: Eukaryota; Fungi; Ascomycota; Eurotiomycetes; Eurotiales; Aspergillaceae. The coding region runs from base 1 to 477 and encodes 158 amino acids. The record is from RefSeq and is a predicted model, not a curated record. The transcript is spliced from 2 exons.